Pelagomonas calceolata is the source of this 4167-nucleotide messenger RNA. Lineage: Eukaryota; Pelagophyceae; Pelagomonadales; Pelagomonadaceae. The record is from the annotation of a GenBank genome assembly.
GAGUCGUUGCGGCCUGCACAGGCUGCCCGACGCCGUAUAAAAGGGCCGGGCGCCGUGCGGCUGCGACACUCGGUACCACGAAAUCUGUCUCGCGGUCGUUGCGGGCCGCACCGGCUGCCCGACGCUGGAUAAAAGAUGGACAAGACGAUGGUCGAGGUCGAGCGCGACGCCCCAGGCAAGGCCUGCCCGGCCUGCGGCGCGGGGCGCGUCGACGACGUCGGCCCCUGCGCGGCCUGCGGCCGGCGCACGGCCGACCCACACAUCGCGCGGCGGCCCGUCAAAAAGGAGCGGCGCACGGCGCGGGCCGAGGACGUGCUCGACCUCGCGUCGAAGUACGCGCGGACGCACCGCGACGCGCUGACGCGGGGCGAAGCGUUACGGUUUCUGGGGGACCACGUCGCGGAGCUGCCGAACGUUUCGUUGCUCCGCCGGGGCGCUGCGUACGCGCUGGCGGCGUCAAGGGCAGCUCCUGCUGAAUUCUACGGCGGCGACGGCACGCCACAAAUUGCAAAGGGCGAGGCCGUGCCCGAGUGCCUCGCGCGGACCGUUCGAAGACUGUGCGACGGCGGGCAUAUUCUGAGAGGCAAAGCAAACAUCUGGACCGAGGCCAACCAGAGCCUGGGCGCCUCGUUGCAAUGGCUGGCUUCAUAUGAUACCGCUUCAGUGGGAGACGACCGCGGCCGGUACCCGCUCGACACCCUAUUGAAGCUCUGGGCCUGCCUGCCCGAGGCCGUGGCGCGCGAGGCGACGAAGAACGCCAUCGACGACUGCCACGAGGCCGUGCGAAAGCUUCACAAGCAACGCAACGACCUCGAGGGCGCGCUCGCGGGCGCGUUCGGCGACAAGGGCGACGCGGCGGCCGACGUCGGCGCCCUCGAGGCGUGCCUGGCCCAGGCCGAGGCGCUGGCCGACGAGCUCAGUAAAGAGGACCCGAAGAAGGGGGUCUACAGAAAGCGCCUGGACGACCUCGCGCAGCACCGGCGCGCCGCGGCCGCCGCGGCCGCGGCCUGCGAGGACGCGCUCGGGGACGCCGGCGACGCGCUCGCGCGAUAUAAACAUCCAACGGACGCCGCGCUCGACCGGUGGACGGCGCACCGCGCCGCCGAGAAGCGGCUGCGGGCCUGCGGCGCGCGGCGGCGGGCGUUAGGAGAGAGGGCGCGGGCCCUGCACGCCCGGGCGAAGGAGCCGGAGCGGCGCGGACUUGAUAUCGACGCACUGACGCGGCGCGUCCUCGACGGCGUCGGCGCCUACGACGCCAUGGCGGCGUCGCCGCGGCUCGACGUCGUCAGUUUGAUCCGGCGUAUUAGGGAAGGCGAGGCGCAGCUGCCGCCGGCGCCGGCGGAACCGGUGGAACCGGUGGAGCCGGAGGCGACGCAAACGCCGCGCGACCCGCGACUCUACGACUACGCGGCGGCGCGCGUCGCGUGCGAGGAGGCCGACGCCGCUUUGGCCGCGCGGACGGCGAAGACCGCGCGGCAGCGGCUACGUAUAAUGCGCGCGGCGGCCCUGGCCGGCGCGCUGCCCGCGACCGUCGACCCGGACGCGGCGGCGACGGUCGCGCAUCUGUCGGACCGCCUCGCGGGCCGCCGCCGCGUGGCCGAGCGGCCCUGGGAGCAAUGGGCCGCGCGCGCGCCGCCGCUCGACGCCGCGGCGCUGGCGCAGCUCCGGCGCGCGCACGACGACCCUGGCGCGGACGUCGCGGCCUCGGUCGUCGAGGCCGUCGCGGGCGGCGCCUGGCGCGCGGCGCUCGGGGACGCCAGGGACGCCGAGGCCCCGGGGCCGGCGCCCGCCGCCUUCGAGGCGCCGCCGCUGCCGCCGGCCGCCGCCGCCGCGGCCAUCUACGUCCUCGCCGGCGGCAGCCCGGCCCCGGCCGACGUGCUCUUCGCCGCGCGGCGGCCGCGGCCGCGGCGCCGCCGCGCCGCCGCGCUCCCGCCGCGCGGCAAGAUCGUCGCGCCGGCCGUCGCCACGGGCGUCUCUGAUUUACUCGCCGGUGCCCGCGCGCGCGCCGCGCUGUGUCGCGCGGAAGCGGCGGUGCCUGAGCGGGUCGAUGCGACGCUCCCGGAGGCCGCCGCGCCGCCGCCGGCCGAGGCCCCGGGCCCCGCGCCCGCGCCGCUGGCGCGCGGGACGCGGGUGAGAUACAAAGACGGCACGCUCGGCUCAAUUGCAAAGUGCCACCACGACGACUUCCCGCCGUACUACGACGUCGCCCUCGCGGGCGGCCGCGUCGUCCAGUGCGAGCGCGGGUCCCUGGAGCUGGUCGACCGGCGGGCCGCCGUCGAAGCGAAACUGCGGCGCCGCGCGCCGAAGGAGAUCCGGCCCGCGCUCGGCGCCGAGACCGUCGCCGCCGCGGGCGAGGCGCUGGACGCGCUCCCGAGCACGGCGGUGGCCGCGGCGCUGGAGCCGCGGGGCCGCAGCGCGCUGGCGAUCGCCGCGGCGCGGAACGACGCGAACCUCGUCACGGCGCUCCGGGACCGCGGCGCCCCGCCUGGACGGCGCGACUUCGCCGGCCGGACGGCGGCGGACGCCGCGCCGUCGACGCGCGUCGCGCGGGCCGUCCGCUUCGGCGCCGGCGAGGAUGCCGCGCCGGCGCUGGAUUUUAAGAGAGGAAGCGGCCCCGUGCGGCCCGUCGACUGGGACGUCUACGUCGCGGGCGCCGCGCGGACGCGGACCGCCAGAGGGUACGACCUGGGCGCGCGCGAAAUUGUAUUUGAUGACGGCGAGGCGGUGCCCGUCGAAGACUGCGAACUGCGAGCUGCUGUGUGGAAAUCAACCGCCACGGCGAUGUCGCGAAGGCCGUGAAGUUUUGUUUCUGCGCAGGCGAGCCGGGCGCUCGGCCCUGGACGUGUACGAGCCGCUCCGCGCGCAACUCCAAAAUCAGCGCGUGUCGUCGGUCGCGGGCGCGCUGGUCGACGAGCUCGCGGAGGAGUUCGUGCUGGGGUUCCGGGACCAGGGCAGAGAACUCGAGCGCGAGGCGGCGCAAGCUGAGCGCUGCGCGAUGAGCGCCGAAGAACGGGCCACGCGGACUUUUCUGGCGGCCGAGGCGCGAGCGGCGCGCUUAGAACAAUUGCGUUUGAAUGUGCUUGCUCAGGAGACGAAUUUUGGGCUCCUCUCGCCGGGGCCUCGUGCGCAUCCGGCCCCGGCACCGGCGCCCACCGUCUACGAGACACCGGCACCCGAAGACACGGUUGCGGGCCUCGAGAGGCGUGUCGCCGCCCUGGAGUCCGAUGGUCGGGUGAUCGCGAACCUCGAGGAGCGCAUUGCGGCGAUGGAGGAGUCAGACGACGAGGCGCCGGUGCUCGCGGCGGGCCACGAACCGGUCGAACUCGCCCACGAGGAGGAAUCGGACCCCUUCGGGAAGCUACAACGUCGCGGCGACGCUCUCGGCGAGGAGGAACCGGACCCGGCGACCGGGCCCAAGCAGAUUUUCGCCGCCGGCGAGCAGGCGACGGGGCCGAAACGCCUCGGCGAGGACGACGGGGACGCUACCUUCGCGCCUGGUGCACGUGUCAUUUACAAGGACGGCAGUUCGGGCGUGGUCCAGAAGGCCCACCACGACGACCCCGAGGGAGGCGUCUACUACACCGUCGAUUUGGGCCCUGGACGCGUCAUCAAUGCCUUGCACAAGUCGCUUCGGCCUCAAGAUGCCGAGCAGGCGACGGGGGCGGACGAGGACGCCGCCGCGACCACGCCGCGGCCCCACGACGCCGACGCGACCCUCGACGCGCGCUUCGCGAAGCGAGAGGCGAAGGUGCGGGCGUCCUUCCUCGAGGCGACCGGAUCGCUUCGAGAUUACGAGCACGCGGGCCCCGACGAGGCACCGGACCGCACAGAACGCCAGCGCAUACGCGCGCGCAAGCGCCGGCUCAAGAGGAAUCGACGCCGGGCCGGCAUCGCGGCCGCCGAGGCGCUGGCUCGAGCGCCGCUGCCCGCGGCCGAAGCGCCGGCUCCUGCCUACGCCGAGGCGCCCGCUCCUGCAUAUAUCACGACGACGCCGCCGGCGAGCCCCGAGCGGCCGCCGAAGGACCCGGCCUUCACGCCGACGCGCGAACGAUGGUACAAACGGCGCGUCGCCGGCGUGCCGCAGAGUCCCGAUACACCUCCGGCGAAACCACGUUCAGGACUGUGGGGGUUACUGUCGCGAUCGGUACGGAAGAAGAAAGUAAGUGA